ACUUUUCAAAACAAAAAACAAAAAAUAUGCUAAAUUUUGACAAUAUUUGCCGUACUUGUUCCUUGCAGGGGGAAUUACAACCCCUUUUCGUUGAAGAUUUACUAAAUCCUGCAGAAAUGUUAACCCAGAUAGUUGAUAUUAAGGUGAUUAAAGGCGAUAAAUAUCCACAAAAUAUUUGUUCGAGAUGUUUGGAUUCUUUAAGAUCUGCUUACAUAUUCAAGAAUCAAUGUCAAAAUGCGUAUAAAAAGUUUGAACAAUAUUUAUCACUUAAUUCAGAAACUAAGCUAGAUUGUAAAGAAGAACCGGUUAAUGCUGUUUUUAUAAAAGAAGAGAAACAAUCAGAUCAUUCAGAAAUUGAUGACGAUUGGUUCGGAUUAGAUAAUGAAUUAGAAAAUAAUACAGAGAACAAAUCUUACGAGUGUGAGACAUGUGAUGUAAAAUUUGAAAAUCAAAAAAAUUACGAAAGGCACUUAAAAAAGCAUAAACAAUUGUAUAUUUGUCCUAUUUGUGGUGAACAAUUUUCUAGUAAAUAUCCCUUAAAACAACAUAGCCUUAAACAUUCAGAUGAAAAACCUUACAAAUGUGAAAAAUGUAACGUACAAUUCAAAUAUCCAAAGAAUUACAAAAGUCAUCUCAAAAAGCACGAGGAAUCAUACAUUUGCUCUAUUUGUGGUAACCAGUUUUCAAGUAAAAAACGGUUAGAAAAACAUAACCGCGAACAUUAUAUUGAAAAGACGAAUAUUGACGAAGAAUCUGAAAAAUCUUUCAACCCAUGUCCCGGAGAGUUAAAUAAUGCAAGUGAUGAUCUGUUUACUCCAAAUAAAGCUACAGAAACAACUUGUACAAAAAUUCUACCUAAAAAGAAAUAUUUAUGCGACUACUGCGGACGUGACUAUCACGAUGUUUCAAAACUAAAUGAUCACAUUCGAACUCAUACCGGUGAAAAACCUUAUUCAUGUAAUGAAUGCAAUAAAUUAUUUACAAGUCAAUCACUUUGGAGCCAUCAUAAUCGUAUACACCAUACAAAAGAAAAACGUUAUAAAUGUACCUUUUGUGAGAAGACAUUCGCAAUGUCCCAAAGGUUAAAACAUCACCUGAGGAUACAUACGAAUGAUAAACCAUUCACAUGUGAUAUUUGUAAUCAAAAAUUUCGAAUAAAACAUCAUUUAAUUCGACAUCAAUUCGUACAUACCGGUGAAAAACCAUUUUCAUGUAGUAUUUGUGAUAAAAAAUUCACACAAAAUAGUAAUUUACGGUCGCACAUGAGAACACAUACCGGGGAAAAAUCGUACGUGUGUUCAAUAUGUAGUGAAGUUUUCCAUGACUUAAAUAGUAUGAAAAAUCAUCGUGCUAAGCAUGUAUUACAAUAAAGAAAAUUAAGAUGUAAUUAAUAAGAAUGUAAAAUUAAAAAAAAAUAUUAUUUCAGUUAUUUAUUACUUUUUCUUCAAAAUAACAGCGAAUUCAUCUAUAAAGCGAUUGGCGACGAGCGCCACUCGAUCAACAGCUAAACUGUAUGAAAUCAUGUUAAAUGCUUGAAAAACUUACAAUCCAAACAUAAUUUCUUACAGUCCAGUUGACAAUCUGAACUGUAC
This is a messenger RNA of Chrysoperla carnea, 1592 nucleotides long. Its product is annotated as zinc finger protein 664-like. The transcript has 2 exons. Gene Ontology annotation, molecular function: RNA polymerase II transcription regulatory region sequence-specific DNA binding; DNA-binding transcription factor activity, RNA polymerase II-specific; zinc ion binding. Gene Ontology annotation, biological process: regulation of transcription by RNA polymerase II. Bases 27 to 1370 code for a protein of 447 amino acids. NCBI's taxonomy places the organism in Eukaryota, Metazoa, Arthropoda, Insecta, Neuroptera, Chrysopidae. Gene Ontology annotation, cellular component: nucleus. The record is from RefSeq and is a predicted model, not a curated record.